This is a messenger RNA of Hyalella azteca, 2743 nucleotides long. Its product is annotated as clotting factor G beta subunit. Gene Ontology annotation, biological process: proteolysis. Gene Ontology annotation, molecular function: serine-type endopeptidase activity. The record is from RefSeq and is a predicted model, not a curated record. The transcript has a single exon. Bases 202 to 1479 code for a protein of 425 amino acids. NCBI's taxonomy places the organism in Eukaryota, Metazoa, Arthropoda, Malacostraca, Amphipoda, Hyalellidae.
AAGUUACUCAAGUCCGCAACCCGCAGUCGUUCGGUGAUCGUAACCGUGCGAGGACGCUCUAAUACCGUCUCUAAUGUUUGCUUGCCACAUCCGUCUUUGACUUAUCUCGUAAUUUACUGGAAAGUAAGCAUUGCCACGUCUCGUUAAACUCAAGAUUCCCGAAAUCAGAGACAAAUAUUGUACUUUGAGGAAUUUACCAACAUGCCAGUAUUAUUUGCUUUUGUACUAAUUCUCUCCUUAGGGAGUGAGAAUUGUGCGGCAACUUACUGCGGCGAAACUAAUAUUGCCCUUCAAACUGAUAAAGUGUACGAAUUCUCGUCUGUAGGUGAACCAAGUCCCGCCCCAGGCACGACAUACUCGUGUCUUUUCGAAGGCUAUGCUCCAGUUGGCCAAAAGAUAUCCGUGCUCUGCCAUCCAGGGGCUGUAAUGUACGACCGCAACUGCUCUUACGCAAAGUUCCUGUAUUCGCCUUCCGGGGAUACCGACUACGCCGAUGCCGUGACUUAUUGUGGCUACACUCAGGCGCUGAACUUUACGACGCUCACUAACAGAGUAGCGCUGAAAUUCAUCCACACAGUCCCCAAGGAUGUGAUUCUGUCUGGAUACAUUUGUUACGUAGGCACUCCGCCUCCCACUCUCAUUAGAACUACUGCAACGAUAAGGACUCCAACGACAGCUACUUCCACCCAAACCCCCUCCGUAAGCAACUGUGACUGUGGAUUCGAGAAUCCAGGGCCCAGAGUGGCAGGUGGUGGUAUUGCAUCGACGGCUGAAUAUCCUUGGAUGGUUGGCAUCCUUAAAAAUGGAAAAAACAGACUUUCUUGCGGAGGAAGCCUCAUCUCCAAUCAGUGGGUGCUGACGGCCGCGCACUGCAUGACAGAUGAAACACCCGAGAACGUAGAGGUGGUGCUGGGUACAAAUCUGGUUGGGCUAAACCAGCAGUCCGGCAGAAGAGUCAAGGUAUCUCGGGUAAUUAUCCAUCCUUAUUAUAGACCCAGAUAUAUGAAGGAUAAUGACAUUGCCUUGCUGAAGUUGGCUGACCGAGUGACGUAUUCGAACAGAAUUUUACCCGUGUGUCUACCUUACAAUUUGCGGCACUCUGACUACGAAGGUACUUAUGGAACUGUAACGGGGUGGGGCAGUGUUGGUGAACUAAAAGAUUUGUCUGAAGUUCUAAAGGAUAUUGAUCUCCGCAUCAUGAGCUAUGAAGAGUGUAUCGUUUACUACCGCGGCAUGGGGUUCUAUAAAAUCACAGAUAAUAUGUUUUGCACUGCGAGACCUUCCCAGGGCGUGUGUAAAGGAGAUUCAGGUGGCCCGCUGACCGUCCAGUCUAAAGGACGUCACAUCCAGCUGGGUAUUGUAUCCUGGGGUUUCCCGCCUUGUACAGAUCCUUUAAACCCCAGUGUUUAUACGAAAGUUACUAAUUUCCUCAGAUGGAUCGAAAAUAACACGCAUGAGACCUUCUGCAAAGUGAAUUAAUAUAUUGUGGUAUAUUACAAGAUUCUGAUGUAAGUAAAGAAAAAUCUGCAGGCAAAUUUUGGUAUUGCACUUAUGUUGAGCUCAUACGAUGUUCGUGUAAAACCCUAGCAAAUUGAUGAGCAUAUAGAGAUAUGAAUGUAUAUUGAUUCAUGCACGCUCAGCUUUCACGUAGUCACCGAAAUUUCUCGACCUUGUACAAACUUGGCAAAUUAUUCCCCUAUCGAUAGUGAGAACUACGAAAUUGAUUUAGUCCAUGCAAUAAUGCGUCAUUCAACUGGCAGUAAAUAUUAGCGUAUCGAAUUGAGGACAGCGGUUGAAAAUAUAGGGGCUGAUGAAUCUAUUAACUUCAACGCAGACAAAAAGUACAUCUUAUAUAGAAGCUUUGCAACGGCAUUUGAAAACAGAUGCCGAGAUGGAACCUUGAUUAAGGAUGGCUAAAUUAAUUUCUUAUUUCAAAUGCAUCCUAAUGAUACUUUAGCUUAGGAAAGUUUUAGCUGUAUUAUUAGAGGCCGAAGUUAUAGGACGUAUAGAUGAUUACAUCAAUCAGUAUAGGCAAUUGAAAUUGAUAAUCUGCGUGAAUGGAGAUUGUUCGUUGAACCCGAAUGAAAGGCACGACGUUGGGCAUUACGAAAAUGAUCUCGUUAUUAGUAUGUGCAUUUGCAUGUCCAGUGAAAAUGGUCAUGUUAGGAUAGAAUUGCUGUAAUUGGCAUGGUAGCACAACAGAUUAACGUCGAUGAUAAGCACGUUCAUGAUCGAUUUUAGGUGCUUUAGCGAAUGUAUAAAAGCGUAUUGAUCUGUUGAACGCUUUUGAAUCGCAAAACGUUUUUUCAGAUCCACAGUAUUCGAUGUUGAGGAAUUGACGAUUCGUCUGAAAAUUUCUCGUCUGUCGCUCAAUGACUGUGCAUUUACUUGUGUCCAAGAUUCAAUGAAGAGGCCUGGUUGGUAUCUAGUCGGUUUUCAUAUUUAUGCUAAUAAACCUCUUUAUUUAAUUAGCAUUGAGUAAUGGUGUCUGCUCAGUAGCCCUGUUGAGUUUUGAAGAUUGUUUGUCCGUUUUCUGAAUUGAUGUAAUAUAAUAAAAUCUGGAUCAAACAUUUAGAUUCGUGAAACCCUAUUGCUGAUGGUUGGUAAUGAAUAUAGCCUUCCUCUCGUUAGAAGCGCAGAUUUUCAAAGUCUCGUUUACUGGUAAAGAACGUUUCUCCUAACAAAUGUUAAAUUGCCAUGUCAAGUUAAGAAUGUCCAAUGCAACAAUUAUUAAUAAAGUUUG